AGGCUCCUUGGCUGCGGAGAGUGUGGGUGCGUGGUGUGCGAGGCACCCCUUGGCCGUGUACCCCCUUGUUAUUCUCGGAUCGUUACUUUUUCCCCCCUCGCUAAAUCAUAUAUUAUUGUACAAGUACAACCAGUGGAAAGAAAGCUCGCGACCGUGUUUUAUAACGUAUAGCACUACGUGUAGUUCAGGACAAUAAAAUGGACGAGGCGAGGUACCUCAAGAGAAAAAUCAGAUCCGGAAACCUUGACGUGCACCCAACUGAGAAGGCCCUAGUGGUAAACUAUGACGUUGAAGCCCUUAUACUGGGCGAACUCGGAGAUCCAAUGCUGGGAGACCGCAAAGAGUGCCAGAAAAUAAUUAGGCUCAAGAGCCUCAACGCAGACACGAACGUCAAGCUUUUAGCCAAGGAAGUCAUAGAAAAAUGCUCUCUGAUACACGAGUCAAAAUUACAGGAAGUGGAACAGUUGAUUUACUACCUUCAGAAUCGAAAGGACAACAACGAAGAUGGCGAGAGCAAUGGUCGUUUUCCAAGGCCACUGUCGUCGUACUCCCUGAACGCCGAGAGCCCGGAGAUGGAGCGCGCAGUGAUCAGCAACAUCGACAAGUACAUGGAAUUACUGUACGAGGAGAUACCAGAUAAAAUAAAAGGAUCCUCGAUGAUCUUGCAACUGGCCAGGAUACCGGACAACCUUCAGGAGUUGACCAAAAAUGAGUCCCUGUUUAGCGUGCUGGCCAGAGUCUUGCGAGAAGACUGGAAGAAGAGUAUCGACCUGUCCAUAAACAUCAUCUACGUAUUUUUUUGCUUCUCCACCUACAGUCAGUUCCACGACGUUGUUCUGGAGCACAGGAUCGGCUCGCUCUGCAUGGACAUCAUAGAUUACGAGUUGAACAGGUACGAUCAGUGGCGAGAGGAUUUUGAGAAGCGUCGAAGUCACUUUGAAAGUACCACGGGCUUGUGUCUGCGGUCUGUGGCGAGUCCCGAGGGUUCAGAUAAGAAAUCCAAGGCAGUGAACGACGUGUGCACCACCGACGGGCCGGUCGAUUAUCAGGAAAAGAAGCGGCCUGCCGAUGAAGUUUGCGACUUGUCGAAGGAAGAGAUCGACAACCUUAAGGACGAGCUGGAAAAGAGCCGCAGGAAGUUUAAGAAUCUGACGAAAAAGCAGGAACAGCUGCUCAAAGUUGCUUUUUACUUGCUGCUGAAUAUCGCGGAGAGUCCGGAGGUGGAGAAAAAAAUGCGAAAGAAGAAUCUGACUGGGCUUUUGAUGAAGACCUUGGACAGGACUAACACGGAUCUAUUGAUACUGGUCGUGACUUUUUUGAAGAAACUGACGAUUUGCAAGGAAAACAAAGACAACAUGGCUGAGGGAAACAUCGUAGAAAAGCUACCAAAGCUUCUGCACAGCAGUAAUCCGGACCUCGUCUCUAGUACUUUGAAACUUUUGUACAAUUUGUCCUUUGAUGUAAAGCUUCGAGGGAAAAUGGUAAAAGUCGGCCUAUUGCAAAAAUUUAUCAAGUUUUUGUCACACGACGAUAUCAACAGAACGACGAUUCUUGGAUUGUUGUACCAUCUUAGCAUGGAUGACAAGGUCAAAGCCAUGUUUACGAAUACCGAUUGCAUUCCUACGGUUACAGACUCACUUUUAGAGUCAGACGAUGAACAAAUGGUUCCUGAAUUGAUCGCACUUUGUGUGAAUCUUGCCAUAAACGGCAGAAACGCGGAAUUGAUGAUACAAAACAACCGACUGCGAAACUUGGUUGAAAAAGCAUUCAAAUCUCAAAACGCCUUACUGAUGAAAAUAGUUAGGAACAUAUCGCAGCACGAUUUUGCAAAGGAAAACUUUGUGGAAUUCGUGGGUGAUUUUGCAAUGGCUGUGACGCAAUCCGAGUGCAAGGACUUUGUCGUGGAGGUCGUUGGCGUCAUGGGAAACUUGUCCUUGCCAGAUUUGGAUUACUCCCAAAUUCUCCAGAGAUGCAAUCUAAUUCCGUGGAUUCGCAAUACCCUUGUUCCGGGCAAGGCUCCUGACGACUUGGUGCUCGAAGCUGUGAUAUUUUUAGGUACGGCAGCUGCAGACGAAGACUGCGCUCAAUUGAUGUGCAAGGCAGACAUGCUCUUACCGCUGAUCGAACUGUUAAAAGCGAAACAAGAGGACGACGAAAUGGUUUUACAAAUAAUUUACCUUUUUUACCAAAUAUCCAAGCACGAGUCCACGAGGCAUUAUCUGAUCAGCGAAACUGCCAAUGAGGCACCGGCUUAUUUGAUCGAUCUGAUGCACGACAAGAACCCAGCAAUACGAAAAAUUUGCGACGCGUGCUUGGAUGUGAUUGCUCUUUGUGACAAAGAUUGGGCAGCCAGGAUAAAAUUCGAAAAAUUCCGAUCUCACAAUCAGCAGUGGCUGGGAAUGGUAGAGUCGAUAAACAUCGACUCGAUCGCCGGUAGUUUGCCACCAGCCGAGGAAGAAGGCAUGGACGAUGAGGAUAGCUUGGUGCCAUUUUCCGAAUCGGAGCUUUUGCAACACACGAUGCUGUUCCCUUCGUCGUCGUCAGGUUCUCACGCGAGGUUUACUCUUGAUGAGGAAGAGCUGGCAGCUAAAGGUGCUUUCGACAAUACUGCGGGAAGUUCGAGUCGGCCCCUUAGUCGGUACAGCAGAGAUUUGGACGAGAUAACUGAACUCAUGGCAUCGACAAAGUCACGCCUGUCCAUGGGUUCGGGUAUAGAAGACUUGUAUCACAGUUCGAAGCUUAAAUUAGACACAGACACCUCGCACUUGGUCAUGUGAACAAGACUCGCCACUUACGCAUCGAUCCUGAACAAAAGACUCGAACUAGUAGCGUUCGCACGCUAUACGCGCUUUAUCUGUCUGUGACGUUUUUUUUUUUUUUUUUUUAAUUUGUCAAAAGAAGCUUCGUUGGUCGAUUUUUAUCACCAAGCUCACGCUCAACGGUUAGAGAAAAGUAUAGGAUGAACGAAGUAAUCUUAAGAAGCCGCCACGUUCCAGCACUCUUUAGUCGUUAAUUUUUUUAUGACACGCGUAUUUAUCGUCUAGGUGCGUUUUUUUUUUUUUUUUUUUUUUUUACCUUGUAAGAUUCUAUGCUUUGACCAGCAGUAUUCGUGCAAUGCGUUUUAUCGUAAAACAAAAAAAAGUAGCAAUCUAAAACUCGAAAAAUAAUAUAAAUUUUGUAAGAUAAUUGCGAUUUGUUUGUAAUUAUAUUGUUAAAUGAAGCUAAGUUGAAAGGUGACUUGAAAAAUGAAUGCAUCGCUUUGGAG
Molecule: messenger RNA, 3265 nt
Organism: Copidosoma floridanum
Lineage: Eukaryota; Metazoa; Arthropoda; Insecta; Hymenoptera; Encyrtidae
Gene: Kap3
Product: kinesin associated protein 3
Biological process (GO): cilium organization; microtubule-based movement
Cellular component (GO): ciliary transition zone; kinesin II complex; axoneme
Molecular function (GO): kinesin binding
Source: RefSeq, a predicted model, not a curated record